GAUCGACCAGAGGUAAUGCUGUGCCGAGAUGGCUAUCAGGGAGCUGGUCAUCCAAAACACCCUAGGCUUCAAGCUUCAAUUGGUGUACAACUCCGAGAUGCUACGGCUAUCAUCACCUCCACAAGCAACAUGGAAGCUAGGAUUAGGUUAGCGAUCAAGGAUUUGGGCGAGAUGGAAGACGAGGGGAUGAUGGAAGACGCGCCAAGAAAGACGCAGCUGUGGAGGGUCGGCCACAAUUCGACCAUCUAUUUCAAAAGGACGCCGUCGCCGACGUCGAGCUCUCCAACAGGGAGCUCAGUCCGGAGGCAACGGAUCUCAUUAAGGUUCUUAACGACGUCCAACCGGGAGUGGUGGGACACCACUGACGACGAGAGGGAGGACAGCGAGCACCUCGGUCUGGUGGCAACGGCGGCGGAGGGGGGCGAGAAUCUGGCCGAUGGCCUGCAAAGGUUUGACAAUGCCGCCGAACACAAUGCGGGCACGGUGGGAGAAGACGCCGCGGGAAUUGCCCCCGGAGGCGGAGGAUGGUUCGUCAGAGAUUACGCAAUCGACGUGGCCAAGGAGGCAUUCGAUCAGGGGGACGAGCACGUGGAAGCGGCGGGAGACGAUCUUGAAAACGAUGAGCAGCACGGAUUCUGGCAGCCAACCGAAGUGGUCAAUUCCCUCCGCUUCCUCCUCCUCCUUCACCGCAUCCAUUCGCCACAGCCGCGAUCCGAAGCCCGGAACCGCCGCCGGUGGACGACAUCGGAUGGGAACCCUUUCGAUCGAGAGGAUCGAGCGAUUGCAUAG
Molecule: messenger RNA, 789 nt
Organism: Musa acuminata subsp. malaccensis (wild Malaysian banana)
Lineage: Eukaryota; Viridiplantae; Streptophyta; Magnoliopsida; Zingiberales; Musaceae
Source: RefSeq, a predicted model, not a curated record